Molecule: messenger RNA, 707 nt
Organism: Pieris brassicae (large cabbage white)
Lineage: Eukaryota; Metazoa; Arthropoda; Insecta; Lepidoptera; Pieridae
Product: cuticle protein 21-like
Exons: 3
Coding region: 28-621 (197 amino acids)
Cellular component (GO): extracellular matrix
Source: RefSeq, a predicted model, not a curated record
AUUUGUGUUUCGUUCAAACCCAUCAAUAUGAUUUCUAAAGUACUUUCUGUCUGUGCUGUAGUGGCUUUCGCAAACGCAGGAGUCAUACAUACAGGACACCGCCACCCUUCAGUCGCACUGAACCCAUUUCAACCAGAGUUGGCUAAUUUAAUCGCCAACCCAUCUAUUCCCUUAAAUUAUCAAUACCCCUUUAACUAUCCAGCCAAUCUGUACCCCAAUCUGCCCCAGCAAUACCAAUAUGCCCCAACUAACUACCCGUACACCUUGGCCCCACUCCAAUACGCGCCUGGAUUUGAAGAUCUGGCCGUUAACGAGCCAGUAGUGUAUGUAGAACCUGUAUUACGAUCACAUCAGCACGUGAUCCCAGAGGCUAUUAUCGAAGCGAAACCGGAAAUCGAGGAAAUACCUCACUACCUGUUUGCCUAUUCCGUCAUGGACAACCAAACUGGAGACAACAAGCAACACCAAGAGAGCCGGGAAGGUGAUGUUGUCCGCGGCGAAUACUCACUACUGGAGUCUGACGGAACUCUACGAAGAGUUGAGUACAUCGCUGACCCCGUGAAAGGUUUCAACGCUGUGGUUAGUCGCACAAAGCCACAGGAAACGGAAGCUAAAGCCUGAUCUCAUUUCAGUUGCAGUUUAUUGUUUCAACUACGUCAUAUUUUUUUGUUUUCUUUAUUGUUUUAUUAAAUAGUAAAAUUGUUUAU